Plasmodium berghei ANKA is the source of this 3579-nucleotide messenger RNA. RefSeq names its product conserved Plasmodium protein, unknown function. The coding region runs from base 1 to 3579 and encodes 1192 amino acids. The record is from RefSeq and is a predicted model, not a curated record. NCBI's taxonomy places the organism in Eukaryota, Apicomplexa, Aconoidasida, Haemosporida, Plasmodiidae. The transcript has 3 exons.
AUGGAGAAAAUGCAUAAAGCAAUUUUGUUCAAAGAUGAAACUGAAAAGGCUAUUGUCCAUUUUAUUGUAUAUCUUAUAGGCAUAUUACUGAUAUUAUGUAUUUAUUAUAAUUAUAUAAUUUUAAAAUAUUACUUUUAUUCCUUAUUUUGGGCAUUUAUUGUUUCUAUUCCAUUACACCAUAUUAAAGUGAAAUUGUCAGAAUUCUUUAAAGAACAAAUUAUAAAAAAAAAAAAUAAAACAAAGACAUUGAGCUCAAGGAAUACAUAUUAUUGGGAAUCCACUCUAAAUGAUAAUGAUAAAAAAUUUAAAAAAAUAAAUAUAAACUUAAGCAAUGCGAAGAAUACUACUAAUUGGGGUGAUAUAUUUUUUUCAAAGGAAAAUGAUAAACAACAUAUAGACACAUUAUAUGAUAGUGAUAGUUAUGAAAUUAAAGAAAUAAACAAAUAUGACAAUUUAAGUGAUAAAAAUACAUUAAACAAUGGCAUAAAAAAAGAUUCAAUUUCUCAAUAUGAAGAACAAGGGAAAAAAAACAAAUUAAUUAGUAGAAUAAAACAUUUUUUUUAUAAUAUCACAAAUAAUAUAAGAAAAGAGUUAGAUAUAUAUCAUUAUGUAUUUUUUUUGAUUAUUAAACCUAUAUGGAAAGAAAAAAAAAAUGAUAAUAUUAAUAGUAGUUUUGAAAAUUAUGAAAAUAGGAAUGGUAGUGAAAUAUAUUUUUUAAUUUUACACAGACUUACAUUUUUUUAUAUUUUAAAAAGAAUACUUCAGAAAUAUAAAGAAUUUUUAUUUUCAAUUGCCUUUUUUAUUAUCAUCUUUUUUAUUAUUUAUAAAAUUAUAAAAAACAUAUGGCUUAAGUAUUUUUAUAAUAUAUAUAAAAGACAGUAUGAUAAAUUCGCUAAUAAAUUAUCUCUGAAUUACACAUAUAUAUACAAACAUUAUAUGAAUAGUAUAUUGACAAUAUUGAUCAUAAUAUUUUCAAUAUUCAUGUUUUCUUCGAUAUCAUGCUUUUUUGUUUUCAAUUUAUAUCGAGAAUCUGUGUUUAUAAUCAAUUCAAUUAAUAAUUAUAUAUCUUCAAAUUUUAAGAGUUCAUCCAUAAUUCAAACCUUUAGAGAAUUUUAUAAAAAACGUGGAAAAAAUGAUAUCGAAAGUUUGUACGAACUAGCCAAUAUCACCAAAUUACCAUUUUUAAAUAACAGCACAAUAUCUGUUAUAUCUUCACAUUUAAAAAGAGCUAUAGAGAUAUAUGAAAAUGUUUAUUCUUAUAAUUUUAUCAAACAUAAGGGGAUAACAUUAAAGAGCUCUUGUUUGCUACUUAUUCUCGAAAGGUUUAUUAACAUCAGGGAAAACAAUCUUUUAAGUUUUAAGAAAUAUGUAAUUUUUUUAAAAGAAAAUAUUAAAAAAAAAAUAUAUGAACGUGACAGUACAUAUUUGUAUUUAAAAAAAUGUUUAAUUAAUGAACAAAAAAAUAAUAACUUUUUUUAUAAAUUCAAAAAAUUGAUUCAAGGUUUAUCUAAAAUACUAUUUUUUUCAAAUAAUAAUAAAAUCUCACAUAAUGAAAUAGAACAUCAAUCAAAAAAUGCCCAAUUGGGUGAUGAAAAUUAUAGUGGGCAUAGUAUUUUUAAGACUGUUUUUGAAAGUGUAAUGGUUGAAGAAAAUAUAAACGUUCAGAAAAAAUUAGAAAGGGAAAUAAACAUUUCAGAAGAAAAAACAUUUUUAGAGCAAUCAAAUGAACUGAAUAAAGACGCAAAAAUAAAAGAAGAAAAUACAACAAAUGAAAUAUUAGAAAAAGAAAGUAAAGAAAUUCCUGUGGAAAUUGAUACAAAAAAAAGUAGCAUAUAUUUAGAAGAAAGUGUAGAUAAAACUACACACACAAAUAAGCGUGAUAAAAUAAAUAUGGAUAAGGAUGAAAAUGAUUUAAAUAAUAAUAGGAGUAUUCAAACUGUAACAAAAAAAUAUGAUUAUGAGUCAAACAAGGAAAACAACUUUAAGUUUAAAGAUUUUAUAAAUUAUAUAAAUAAUAUAUUUUUUUCGUUAAAAAAAAUAGAAGAUAUUGGAAAAUUAACAAAAUAUAUUAUAUUUAAUAAUAGCUAUGGUUUAUUAAAAAUUAUGAUAUUUUUUGUACUGAUUUUUUUAAAUUUUUUUAUGUUUACUUUUGAUGCAAUUAUCCAAGCAAUGAUAUUUUUUACAGCUUUAUAUUAUUUAAUAUUAUCAAAAAAAUCAGUAUUAAAUUAUUUAAAAGAUUUAUUAUUAGUAGUUGACCCAUCAAGUAUUUUUUUUUAUAAUAUAACAAAAAGUUUAAAAGCUAUAAUUAUAUGUACAUUAAAAAGAAUAUAUUUUUAUACAAUGUAUAUAUGGUUAAUAUUUUCAUUUUUCCAGUUUCCAAUUAUUUAUGUUCCGACUUUAAUGUGUAUGAUUUUAUCCCUUAUCCCAAUUAUAUCGCCAGAAAUACUUAUAUUAAUAAUAGUUUUACAUUUAUGGAUUAUACAAAAGCAAAAAAUUAUAUCUAUUAUAUUAUUUAUUGUCAAUUUUUUUAUUUAUUUAUAUUUCACUACUACUAUAUAUACUGAAAUACCAUACAUACAUGCAUGGCUUGUUUCAUUAUCUCUAUUUCUUUCAAUUACAACUUUUGGAUCAAAGGGUGUUAUAUUAGGGCCAUUCAUUGCGUCUAUUCCUCUUAUUUUACAUCAAAUUGCAAUAAACCAAAAUAAUGCAGCAAAUAUUCGAAAUAUUCGAAGCAAAGAAAUGAAAAAACAAAAAUUGAAACAAAAACAAAUACGAAAGCUCAAAGAAAAAUAUAAACAAAAAAAAAACCAACAAAGCACUGUUAAUAACAAAAUGGAUAAAAGAGGAAACUAUUACGAAACUAAAAAAAAUUAUAAAAUUCCUUCAGAAAUAUUUAAAAUUUCAAACAAAUUUUCUCAAAAUUAUCGACGUCAAUAUAAAAGUAAUGUGCCUAUCAAAGCGCGAAUAGAUAAAGGAUUAAGCAUUGAUAAUUCUUUAUUAUUUAGAAAUGGAAGUAAAAAUAACCAUUUUAUGAAAUUUAACUAUGGUAAUAAAGUUUUCCAUAGAGAAGCAUUAGAAGAAUACAAAGAUAGUAUUGUAUCUUUAUUUGUAGAUAAUAAAAAAAAAAGACCGAAAAAAGCAUUUUUGUGGAAAAAUAAAUUACAUAAAUUGUAUAAAAUUAUUGAAAUAAAUAAUAAUGCAUAUAAUAAUUUUUUACAAGGAAAUACAGAACAAAAUCUAUGCAAAAAAAUAAACUCAAAUUCUAUACAUAAAAAAAAAAGUGUUAUACACAAAAGUUAUGAACAUUGUUCAUACGAAAAUAUAGUCAACAAUGAUGAUGAAAAUAAUAAGUUAGCUCUUUACAUUUACAAACGUGAUAAACAAAAAAAAAAAACAAAAAAUAAUAAGAAUAAUAAAAAAGAGACAAAAAAUAAUCUUCAUUUAGUAUCAAAAAAAAUUAAUAAACAUAAAAUAAUCACGAAAAAUUCUUUGCAAAAAACAAAAGAUUUAGUAAAUAUUUAUAGCAAGUUUCAAAAUAAUUUACAGCAUUUUUUUUCUUACAUAACAAAUGAUACAUGA